Pangasianodon hypophthalmus (striped catfish) is the source of this 489-nucleotide messenger RNA. Its product is annotated as ribonuclease inhibitor-like. The transcript is spliced from 3 exons. Gene Ontology annotation, molecular function: protein binding. Bases 1 to 489 code for a protein of 162 amino acids. The record is from RefSeq and is a predicted model, not a curated record. Lineage: Eukaryota; Metazoa; Chordata; Actinopteri; Siluriformes; Pangasiidae.
AUGGGUUUCAGCUGUCGCAUUCCUUGUGUCAAGCCACUCUUGAACAACAGACAGCGUCAGAAGCGUCUCGCCUGGGCUAAUGACAAAAAGGACUGGACUGCUGCUGAGUGGUCCAAAGUUAUAUUGUCUCUCUGCAGGUUGUGUGAUUGUGGUGUAUCAGAUGAAGGCUGUGCUGCUCUGACUUCAGCUCUGAGAUCAAACCCCUCACACCUGAGAGAACUGGAUCUGUCUGGGAAUAAACUCAGAGACUCAGGAGUGAAGUGUCUCUCUGCUGUACUGGAGAAUCCUCACUGUAAACUGGAGACACUGAGGUUGUGUGAUUGUGGUUUCUCAGAUGAAGGUUGUGAUGCUCUGACUUCAGCUCUGAGAUCAAACCCCUCACACCUGAGAGAACUGGAUCUGUCUGGGAAUGAACUCGGAGACUCCGGAGUGAAGCGUCUCUCUGCUGUACUGGAGAAUCCUCACUGUAAACUGGAGACACUGAGGUAA